AUGGCUGUCCCACUACCAACUGAUGAGUUGCACAACCCAAUUUAUGACCUGCUGGGACCCGACUGCUUCCAGUUGGCUAACUGGGGAGGCCCAGACACAUACCUAUUGUCAGAUAAGCAUAACUAUGACGAUUACAUUGUCUACUACUCACAAUUGUGUGACCCGGACUUCGACAUAGUGCCCUGGCUGACCAACCUGAAACUGCGCAACUAUAGUGACCUCAUCAUAAUGAAGUCCUCAUUCAGACCUACCUGGUUCAGCAGAGCAAUUCCUGACAGAAUGGUUCACUCCAGAGGAGACCUGUAUGAGGAUAUCUAUGACAGCUCAUCCAACUCGGGAUGCCGCGAAAUCAAUUGUAAGUACUGUGAUGACAAAUGGGUCACUACAGAUAACAAGGGCAGAGACAUGGUGAUCACUGACCCAGAGGUAGACCUCCCCUCACCUCAGUUUGAAGUCAUCAACAAUGACGAAGAUGUGCCCGGGCUCCUCAGCUGCAAAUCCAGUGAUGAGGAAGGUCCUGUCAAAACAGGUGAGCUCUUCUGCAAGAUGGCGAACCAUUCUAAGGCUGACCUUCCUGAUCUCUGUGCCCUUCAGCAUCAAGCUGCUCAGCCCAAGUCCUCAGUAUGGGUUCUACCAAAAUCGAUCAUUGUAGUCAUCCUUCUUAAUGGGAAACCCUGUUGA
Molecule: messenger RNA, 681 nt
Organism: Suillus subalutaceus
Lineage: Eukaryota; Fungi; Basidiomycota; Agaricomycetes; Boletales; Suillaceae
Exons: 1
Coding region: 1-681 (226 amino acids)
Source: RefSeq, a predicted model, not a curated record